CAUCAGAGUAGAGGGGCCGAUCGCCAUGGACUCGCACUCCCUGCACGGCGAACUGUGCCAUUCACAUAGCCCAGAAAAUAAUGUUACAUUUACCAUAAAUGGAACGAAAUAUACAGUGGAUGAAAACCUCCCAGCAUGUACUUCACUCAAUACAUUCAUCAGAGAUCAUGCCAACCUGAGAGGUACAAAGGCCAUGUGCCAUGAGGGAGGUUGUGGUGCCUGUUUAGUGGCUGUAACAUCUGAACACCCCUUCAAGGAAACAGCGAUGACUUAUGCAGUCAAUUCAUGUCUUAUUUCUGUGUUUUCCUGUCAUGGCUGGGCUAUUACUACUGCGGAAGGAAUUGGGAACAAAAAGAAAGGCUACCACCCAGUACAAGCACGACUUGCUCUAAUGAAUGGCACACAAUGUGGAUACUGCUCCCCUGGGAUGGUAAUGAAUAUGUACAGCCUUCUUGAAGGCGAAAGAGUCACAAUGAAGGAUGUUGAGAACUCCUUUGGUGGCAACAUAUGCCGCUGUACUGGUUACCGUCCAAUUCUGGAUGCCUUCAAGUCCUUGAGUGUAGAUGCUGCUUCAGAUCUACUGGAGAAAGUUCAGGACAUCGAGGAUAUACAUAAAAUCAAGAUUUGUCCCAAAACUGAGAAGGCAUGUUCUGGAAACUGUAAUGGUAUUGAAGCUUAUCCGAAUUGCAAUGGAACAAUGAUCAUCCCUAAAGAAGUUUCAUCAAUUCAUCUUCAGCUGAAAGGAUCUCAGUGGUUUAAAGUUACAAAACUUGAAGAAAUAUUUGAUAUAUUUGAUAAAAUUGGUGAUGUUCCAUACAGGCUUGUUGCUGGAAACACAGGUCAAGGAGUAUAUAGGGUAACUGAGGAACCCAAAGCAUACAUUGAUGUGGGAGAUGUUGCUGAGUUGAAAUCUCUUUCAACUCAGCCAAAGUUAACUCUUGGAGGAAAUAUGAGUCUUACUGAAACCAUGGAACUCUUCUACAGCCUGUCAGAAGAUAAUCCAAAAUAUAAAUACACAAGAGUUCUUGCAGACCACAUUGAUUUGAUUGCUAAUGUACCAGUCAGAAACACUGGCACAAUAGCUGGCAACCUAGCAAUGAAGCAUGAACACAAUGAGUUCCCAUCAGAUAUGUAUCUGAUGCUGGAAACUGCUGGAGCCACACUGAAUAUUGCUCAGAAAGGACAGAUUAUAAAUGUGAACAUGUUGGCCUUCUUAGACAUGGACAUGAAACACAAAAUUAUCCAUAGCAUCAACAUGCCUGAACUGGACGAGAAUUAUCAUCUCAGAACAUUUAAGAUCAUGCCUAGAGCACAGAAUGCUCAUGCAUAUGUGAACGCAGGUUUUCUGUUUAAAAUAAACGUGAAUGACAGUGGAAAGGUACUGGCAAAGCCAACCAUUGUGUUUGGUGGUAUUAAUCCUGAGUUUAUCCACGCUUCAAACACAGAAUCCUAUGUGAAUGGCAAGAAUCUCUUUGACCGUAAAAUUCUGAGGACUGCCCUCAAAAUACUGGACACUGAGCUACAUCCGGAUCAUGUUUUGCCAGAUGCUUCUCCCGAAUACAGAAAAGGCUUGGCUGAAGCUUUGUUCUAUAAGUAUGUAUUGGGGUUGUCUCCACCUAAUCUACCAAAGAACUUGGUUAGCGGUGGAAAAAUCCUUGAACGACCGAUUUCCACAGGAAAGCAGGAUUUUGAAACAAACCAAUCAGUGUGGCCGCUAAAUAAACCAGUUCCAAAGCUGGAGGCAGUCACUCAAUGUUCUGGAGAAGCACAGUAUGUCAAUGACAUCCCUACAAUUCCUGGUGAAGUUUAUGCUGCCUUCACUCUCACCACAGUGGGUCAGGGGUAUAUUGCAAAUAUUGAUCCAUNGCAAUACUUCAAGCAAGCCUAUGAUUCAGAUAUGCAAGGGGUUGUUGCUUUCCUGUCUGCUAAAGAUAUUCCAGGAAAGAACUCCUUCAUUCCUGUGGGAUUAAUCGCGAUGAUUGAGGAUGAAGAGCUAUUUUGCAGUGGCAAUAUAAAAUAUGCAGGUCAGCCAUUUGGUCUAGUGCUGGCUGACACGCAGAACUUGGCCCACCAGGCAGCUCUGAAAGUGAAAGUGGAAUACAGCAAUGUGCAGAAACCUCAUGUUGACAUGAGGGAGGUUAUUGCUUCAGGUGACAAAACACGAAUAAAAGUAGAAGUGGAACCACAACAUAAAGUGCAGGGUGAAACAGAAGCUGCACAUGUGAUUAAAGGCAGCUUUGACAUUGGAUCUCAGUAUCACUACACAAUGGAGACGCAAUCAUGUGUCUGUAUCCCAACUGAAGAUGGAAUAGAUGUUUAUCCUGCUUCCCAGUGGAUGGACUGUGUACAGAUUUCAAUAUCCCAAGUCCUGAAUAUCCCUGAAAAUAGUAUCAACAUCAAUGUACGACGACUUGGGGGAGGGUAUGGAGCAAAAAUUUCACGCAGUGCAUUGAUAGCUACUUCAUGUGCACUUGCUGCACACAAACUCCACAGGCCAGUGAGGUUUGUUAUGAAUCUGGAGACCAACAUGGCAGCAAUAGGCAAGAGAUAUCGUUCCGCUGUUGAUUAUGAAGUUGGAACAGAUGAUGACGGAAAGAUCCAGUAUAUGAAGGCAAAUAUCUAUGAGGAUGCUGGCUCUUCCUGGAAUGAAUCUGCUUCCUUUGCAAUACCAGAGCACAUGAAAAGUUGCUAUGAUGCGAGCACCUGGGCAGUAACAAUUUUUGGUGUGCGAACAGACACUGCCUCAAAUAGUUACUGCAGGGCACCAGGUUCAACUGAAGGACUUACAUUUAUUGAAAAUAUUAUGGAACACAUUGCCAAGGUUCUUCAAAAGGAUCCAAUAACAAUCAGAAUUAAAAACUUAAAGCAGGAUGACUCCACAAUCCUAAACAUGAUGUAUGACUUGAAAGUAACUGCACAAUAUGAGGAACGGAAACGAAAUGUUGAAGAGUUCAACAGGGAACAACGUUGGAGAAAGAAAGGCAUUGCUGUUGUACCAAUGACCUAUACAUUCGCAGUAUGGGGCAACUUUGCUGUAUUGGUAUCAAUAUAUGCCAGAGAUGGAACUGUAGCAGUCACUCAUGGUGGGAUUGAAAUGGGUCAAGGUAUAAAUACCAAGGUAGCUCAAGUAGUGGCUUAUACUCUAAACAUUGCCUUGGAACUUGUGAGCGUGAAACCAAGCAACAAUUUAACUGCUCCAAAUGGCAUGGUCACUGGGGGCAGCAUGACAAGUGACGCUUGUGCAUAUGCUGCCAUGCUUUGCUGUAAGGAGCUUCUGAAACGGAUGGAACCAGCAAAACAGAGCCUGAAAAAUCCAACAUGGCAGCAGUGGACACAGGCUGCAUAUGAACAAAACAUUGAUUUGUGUGCCACUCACAUGUUUACACCAAAAGAUGAUUUGAAACCAUACAACAUUUAUGGAGUAACAAUAGCAGAGGUUGAGGUGGACUUACUAACUGGACAGCAUCAGAUUCUGCGUGUGGAUAUUCUUGAAGAUGCUGGUGAGAGUCUUAGUCCAGAAGUUGAUAUUGGUCAAGUUGAGGGUGCCUUUGUUAUGGGGUUAGGAUACUGGCUCAUGGAAUAUCUCACAUUCGACCCAGAAACAGGACAGCUCCUGACAAACCGAACAUGGAACUACAAGCCUCCAGGUGUGAAAGACAUCCCUAUAGAUUUCCGCAUUUACUUAAGGAAAAAGGCACCUAACCCAUUUGGAGUACUGCGCUCAAAAGCCACUGGUGAGCCUCCAUUAUGCAUGAGUUGUGUCAUUUUGUUUGCUCUGAGAAAUGCGCUGUCUGCAGCUCGCCAAGACGCUGGGAAACCUGAUGAGUGGUAUCCAAUGAAUGCACCAGCAACAACUGAAAACAUAUUCCUUACAAGUCUAACAAACAUUGACUUGUUUUCCUUGUAAAAUAUUCUGUUUGAGGAUCAAUGAACAUAUAAUGAAAAAAUCAGCACUGCUUUCUUGAAAACUUUAAUGUUUAAGGCAUCACAUGCAGUGAGUACUGCAAUCACUACCUUACACUGAAUAUACACAUUCAGUUGAUGUGCUUUUGAUACAUUAUUUUGAAUCAGUACUGAGCCACGAUAUACAGUGAAAUCCCAAUUUAGUGUUGUCUCAUUUACUGAAAUCCUGUUUCUAGUGAAUAUUUUUCUGGUCCCAGGUAAUGUAUUACUGUCCCUGUAUUUGGUGGAUUUUGGUUUAGAAAAUAACUCACAUUUUGUGUAAAAAACUUACAUUCCAAAACUCAUACAUAAUUUAGUGAAGCUGAUGGUGAAAUAACUGAUAUACUUGUUUUAUCUCUGAUAGAAAAUGUUAUAAUCUUCAACAGGACAUGCAAAGUGGCUAUGGUACUAGUGGCAUCCUGCGGCUCUUCCAGUAUUUAUUAUUUAGUUAUUUUUUAAAUAAUAUUCUUGAUUAUGUAAUUAUAUGUAUUAGGAUAGAAACAGUGUAUUUAAUUACCUACAUAAAGAAGUUAUCAUAAUUAUAUACAGUAAAUCACAUAAGAAUAUGAAUUUCUUGAUGCAGUUUUGCAUAAACCCCAUUUAGUGAAAAUCGUAAUUUUGUGUAAGAAGACCAAUUCCCCCUGAGAUUCAAUAAACAGGGAUUUCACUGUAAUUAUUAGUUCACAGAACCAAAUAAGAAAUGACAUAUAAAUUGGCAGUUCAAUAGAAUUUAUAUAAUUUUGGAGACCAGUGGAAAUCAGAGAGGAAACAGGGUAUAUAAUAUCAGUAAGCUUGUUGAGCAAUAACAAGACUUCAUUAUGACAUUUUAUUUUUUAAUUCAUUAACUUUUGUAGAACUUUGGAUUUAUACAUACAGAUGUAAAAUAUUCUUGCUGAGUUUGGUAUACACAUGAAACAAAUUAAAAUGUACUGAAAUGAAAUGUACAGUAAAGGCCAUAUGUGUAAAU
This is a messenger RNA of Cryptotermes secundus, 4909 nucleotides long. RefSeq names its product indole-3-acetaldehyde oxidase. Gene Ontology annotation, molecular function: FAD binding; iron ion binding; 2 iron, 2 sulfur cluster binding. Bases 26 to 3907 code for a protein of 1293 amino acids. NCBI's taxonomy places the organism in Eukaryota, Metazoa, Arthropoda, Insecta, Blattodea, Kalotermitidae. The transcript has 28 exons. The record is from RefSeq and is a predicted model, not a curated record.